CGAAUAUCUUCUUCCGAUUUACCAGUAAUAUCAUCAUGUACUCCCGCAUCGCUCUCUCCACUCGCACCCAAACCACCGCCCUCUCUCGCGCUGCUGCAUCGCGACAGUUCCAUGCCUCACCAGCAGCUUUCAAGACCGUCACGGAGACAGUGAAGGAGAAGGCUGAUGCUGUGAACAAGAAGCUCGGAAAGGGUCUCGCAUCCGCCAUUGAGUCAGGAGAGGUCGCUACGGAGAAGACGAAGCAGGCCACUGGCGUAGCAUCGGAGAAAACCUCCGACGCUGCUGGUGUUGCAAAGGAGAAGACGAAAGAGACCGCCGGCGUCGCUGGUCAGAAGAAAAACGAAGCCAAGGCGGAGAUCAAGAAAGACCUGUAACGAACUUGUCCUUGUUUCCUUUCCGUUGCAACACACAUUUGUACAUUAAGCAUGAUUAGCGUAUCUCAGUGAACACACUAUAUUUUC
Messenger RNA from Stereum hirsutum FP-91666 SS1, 461 nucleotides. RefSeq lists its product as uncharacterized. The transcript has 4 exons. NCBI's taxonomy places the organism in Eukaryota, Fungi, Basidiomycota, Agaricomycetes, Russulales, Stereaceae. Bases 36 to 374 code for a protein of 112 amino acids. The record is from RefSeq and is a predicted model, not a curated record.